CGGCUGUCGCUCAUUCCCGGUGUCCCGUUCCCGGCUGUCGCUCAGUCCCGGGAUCCCAGCCAGGCUGGCUCAGGCCGGGGCAGCCCCAGCGGUGUCCCCUUCCCUGGGGACAUCCCGGCCCGGCGGUGUCACCUGGGGGCGCUGCUGGCCCAGGGCUUGGCCCCGCGUUUCGGGAUUAUUUCGGGAUGAUCCCGAUCCCGAUCCCUGCCCUGGCCCCUCCCAGGUGGGCCGACAACUUCAGCGCUCCCGGCUGCGAUGGGACGGCGGAGCACAAAUUCCAGCACCCCUUCCUGCAGGCCGCCGGGAUGUUCCUGGGGGAGCUUUCCUGCCUCCCGGUGUUCCACCUGCUGCUCCUGCGGGAUCGGCGCCGCGCGGCUCCGGCCCCGGCCCCGGCCCCAUCCCGACCCUUCCACCCGCUGCUGUUCCUGCCCCCGGCCCUGUGCGACAUGGCGGGCACCAGCAUCAUGUACGUGGCGUUGAACAUGACCAGCGCCUCCAGCUUCCAGAUGCUGCGGGGCUCCCUCAUCAUCUUCACCGGGCUCCUCUCCGUGGCGUUCCUGGGCCGGCGGCUGGAGUGGAGCCACUGGUCGGGAAUUCUGCUCACCAUCCUGGGGCUGGCGCUGGUGGGGCUGGCGGAUCUGCGCGGCAGCGGCGGCACCGAGCACGGGCUGGCCGACGUCGUCACGGGUAUCCCGGGAAUGCCGGGGCACCGGGACACGGGCUGGCAUCAUGGGUAUUCCGGGAAUGCCAGGGCACUGGGACACGGGCUGACACUCUGGGAAUGUCGGGAAUGCCGGAGCACUGGGACACGGGCUGGUAUCCUGGGAAUGCCAGGGCACUGGGACACAGGUGACCUCCUGAUCCUGCUGGCCCAAGGCAUCGUGUCCAUCCAGAUGGUGCUGGAGGAGAAAUUCAUCUUCAGCCACGACGUCCACCCGCUGCGCGCCGUGGGCACCGAAGGUCUCUUCGGCUUCUCCAUCCUGGCGCUGCUGCUGGCGCCGCUGUCCUUCAUCCCGGCGGGCCGGCUCUCCGGGAACCCGCGCGGCGCGCUGGAGGAUCCCGCGGACGCCUGGUGCCAGAUCCGCCGGGAUCCCCGGAUCCUGGCGCCGCUGCUGGCCAACGUGGGCAGCAUCUCCUUCUUCAACUUCGCGGGGCUCAGCGUGACGCGGGAGCUGAGCGCGACCACGCGCACGGUGCUGGACAGCCUGCGCACGCUGCUGGUCUGGGCGCUCAGCCUGGCGCUCAGCUGGGAGCACUUCCACGCCCUCCAGAUCCCGGGGUUCGCCCUGCUCCUGGCCGGAGCCGCGCUCUACAACGGCCUGCACCGCGCCCUGCGCCGCGCCGGGAAUAACGGGGACACCGGGAAUAAUAACGGGGACAGCGGGAAUAGCGGGGACAGCGGCCAGGAGAGGGAAGCGCUGCUGGGAGGGGAUGGGGACGGUGACAACAGCCAGGGAUGAGCGGAGGUUCCUUGGGAUCGGCGUGGCGCGGAGUGGGAUUGGGAAUUGUCCCCGCAGGGAAUGUCGGCCAGGGGUGGAGAGGCUGUGCCGGCUCUUCCCGCUGGGAUACGGACCCACAGCCAGCUGUGCUGGAGCCUCUGCCCCAUUCCCAGAGGAUUGGGAUUGGGAUUGGGGCCACAGCCAGCUCUCCUGAGCCUCUGCCCCAUUCCCUUGGGAUUGGGAUUGGGAUUGGGGCCACAGCCAGCUCUCCUGAGCCUCUGCCCGAUUCCCUUGGGAUUGGGA
This is a messenger RNA of Passer montanus (Eurasian tree sparrow), 1742 nucleotides long. It is a transcript of the gene SLC35F6, whose product is annotated as solute carrier family 35 member F6. Gene Ontology annotation, cellular component: membrane; intracellular membrane-bounded organelle. Bases 186 to 1460 code for a protein of 424 amino acids. Gene Ontology annotation, biological process: transmembrane transport. Gene Ontology annotation, molecular function: transmembrane transporter activity. NCBI's taxonomy places the organism in Eukaryota, Metazoa, Chordata, Aves, Passeriformes, Passeridae. The transcript is spliced from 6 exons. The record is from RefSeq and is a predicted model, not a curated record.